This is a messenger RNA of Trypanosoma grayi, 2742 nucleotides long. Its product is annotated as phosphatidylinositol 3-kinase. The transcript has a single exon. The coding region runs from base 1 to 2742 and encodes 913 amino acids. Gene Ontology annotation, biological process: autophagy of peroxisome; phosphatidylinositol-3-phosphate biosynthetic process; endocytosis. Gene Ontology annotation, molecular function: 1-phosphatidylinositol-3-kinase activity. Gene Ontology annotation, cellular component: phosphatidylinositol 3-kinase complex, class III, type II; cytoplasm; membrane. The record is from RefSeq and is a predicted model, not a curated record. Lineage: Eukaryota; Euglenozoa; Kinetoplastea; Trypanosomatida; Trypanosomatidae.
AUGGCCACCAAUGAAAGCAACGUCGUUGCUGCCUUGCAGGAGCAAAAGAACUACGACGUGUUUCAUUGGGUGUCACCCAGCAGCAAGUUCAUCGCCGCCAAUGACAUCACGGACUACUUUAUGGUGUAUAUCCGUGAAAUUAGUGGCGGGUGUCAGUUUUGUGACGAAGAGGCAAGCGAAGGAUCAGAAGGUCACAUGUUCGAUGAAUGUAACGACGCCUCUAGUAAGAAGCAUCAGAAGCAGAAAGCGACUCACGAAGGGGUGGAGACGCUCUUUGUCACACUGCAGAUGAUGCACAUGGGACAGCCCAUCACGCCUUUGCUGCCGUCGUCGCACACCCGUGGCGAUGCCCAUACGCUCAAUGAGUGGACCAUCUUCCCCAUCGCCGUCUGCGACGUGCCGCUUGACGCCGUUGUGGAGUGCCGCGUGUAUUCGCGCCACGGACACGUCGGCUGCGUGGCGUUCCAUCCCUUCACCGUGAGAGGCGAGCUCAAGACGGGACGGCGCUGCUACCGGUUGCAGACGGCGGCCGCUACAGCUGCGCCACGCAAAGCAGAAACCCCACGGUGGGAGCGGCUUGCACGUGACCUCCACCACGGCCUGAUGCAGUCGGUGCCAUGGAUGGACAAGCUAGUGGAGCGGCGCCUUGCAGAGAUGCGAAGGGUACAGGAUGAGGUCAAUAGCAACAGGGACGGUAACACGCCUCCUAAGGAGGAUAGAGUUUCACUGAAUCUUUUCUUGACCUUCCCAGUGGCGAGUAAUCGUCUCCCAAUAUUUAUGCUAUCGGUGCCGCAUGAAGUAUCCACAGCAGCGCAGUCCUUCCCGCUUGCAGCGACACCGACACAGCCGUUCAUCGACUUGUGCAUAAACGACGAGAACCUCUGCGAGCUCAGAGCCCAUACUGUGUCCAAGUCGCUGUUUCUAAUCUCUGAUGCAGACGCACAGCCUGGUCCCCUUGAGCGACGCCAGUUGCAGGAGAUAGCACGCAGGCCAUUGAUUCAGUUGGAGGAACUGAGGAUUGACGACGAAAUUUUUCUCUGGCGUUUCCGAUUUUUUCUCACCCGUGAUCCCAGCUUCUUCGUGCUAUUCAUGCGCUGUGUGAACUGGAAGAAUAAGGCGGAACGACAGGAGGCCCUCAAGUUGAUGCAGCAAUGGAAGCCCAUUAGUUUUGCGCAGGCUCUGGUGUGCCUCUCCAUCUACUUCAGUGGGGUGGUGCACGUGCGGAACUACGCCAUUGGUCUGUUGGAACGACAGCCGGAUGAGCGCAUCCUCCGCUUCCUGCUGCAGCUUGUACAAGCUGUGCGGUACGAUGUGAAGGGCGAACUUGAGCAGUUUCUCUUGCGCCGUGCGUUGGGCAGUUGGGAGCUGUGCUCUACACUCUUCUGGUAUAUCCAUGUAGAGACGUUGCUGGAAAGGCCAGAAGACACCAAUCAACGCAGUGGAUCCGAGCAGGAGCGGUACUCUCUGAUCAUGCAAAACCUUCUCACCGCGCUGGAGGAGACACAGCCACUCUUUCUGCAGCGCAUUCGCCGGCAGCAGAAGUUGAUGAGUGUGCUGAGGAAUCUCUACCGCGCCAUUAUGAAGGACCCGCGUGACCGCAUCAAGCGGAUCGAGCUUGCCACGUCGCUCAUUGACAUGAAGAAGUGUGGCAUUCAAGAACUCUUCUAUGGCACCUCGGGGCACGUUGCCAGGGCCGCAGACAACCCGAAUACCUUGACACUUCCCACACACCCCUGUGUCGUCGUUGACUGCAUCGCAUCGAGUGGCUUCUACAUGUUCAAGAGUGCCAAGAUGCCAGUCAGGGUGCCUUUUCUCGUGCAGCCGGACUGCAUUAGCAGCAACACCGGCAGUGGCAGUGGCGGCAGAAGUGGUAGUGGUAGCGGCGGCAGCAGCAAUGCUCGCGGCUUCCUCUUAUCGGAUGAGGUGGCGGCGUCGAGACCGUGCUUUGUGCCGCUGUCCUUCCCAUCCCCAGAGGUGGGCGUUAUCUUUAAGGUCGGUGACGACGUGCGGCAGGACCAGCUGGUAGUGCAGCUCGUGCAGCUCAUUGACACGAUGCUGCGGCAGGAUGGGCUCGACCUCUGCCUGAGCCCUUACCGUGUGCUGGCGACAGGGCCAACAGAGGGUCUAGUGGAGCUUGUACCAAACGUUGACACGUUUCAGAUUGCACAGCGUGAUAUCACGCGGUACAUUCGCACCCACAACCCCACCCCAGAGGCGUACACGGCCGCCAUGGGCCGCUUCACCAAGAGCGUCGCUGGCUACUGUGUGCUCACCUUUAUACUUGGCAUCGGUGACAGGCACCUGGAGAACAUUCUCGUGGCACACGACGGACGCCUGCUGCAUAUCGACUUUGGGUACAUUCUCGGCAACGAUCCUAAGCCGUUCCCGCCGCCGAUGAAGAUCAACAAGGAGAUGGUGGAGGCGCUGGGUGGCCCACAGAGCGAGGGCUACACAGAGUUCAAGUCAUACUGUUGCAGCUCGUACAAUAUUAUCAGAAAACACGCACAGCUUAUUCUUAGCAUGAUGCUGCUCAUGGUGGAUGCGUCAAUUCCGCAGAUAUCGGGUGACGGCAAACUGGAUCCACGUGUUAACCUGCUGAAGGUCCAGGAUAAGCUGCGACUGGACCUUUCAAACGCACAGGCGGCGCAAUACAUCCAGAACGUCAUUGCAGAUAGUGUAGGCUCCAUCUUCACCAAUCUGUGGGACGUCAUACACGUUGCGACUCAGGCGACACGGCAUUAG